UCCAGCGGUUAGAAAAAAUAGAAUUCCGCCGGAAAAUCGCGUGUGUUAACAGAAGAGAGUUUUGAAGAACAAAUAUUUGAAAAAUAUUUUCGAACCUAGUGUUGUAAAGCAACCAAAGUGAAAAUGAUCAAGAGUGAGGAUGUGUCGGAUCGUUCGGUUACGAUGAUGGAUCAGUUGGGUUACUACCAUGAUCCCCGCGCCCAUACGCAUUUUAGCCAUCAUACCCCACUUACUCACACCCACACUCACAGCCACCCCCAUGCCCACACUCACCCCCAUAACGGGCAUUUAUACCGCUCGGGGAAUCUAUUGCCUGUUGGCAAUUACCAGACAAUGGGUGGCGGAGAAUCACCCACCGAGAUGGUGGAUGAGAAGCCGAAUAUCGGGUAUAUGGAGGUCACGCACACGGCCACACCCGUUUCGGCAGCCCAGUAUUAUAGUCUGAGUGCCCUGCACAGCAUGGGCACCCCGCCGGCCUCGUCGAGUCCCAUACCACCCUAUGGCGUCCUGAUGACGACCCAUUCCGCGGGCUCCGCCUCCCCGCAGUCCAAUUCGAAGACGCCCACGGAUCUGCCGCAGGAUCUGCAGUACGUGAGCUCCUCCACGAAGGCGCAGCCCCUGCAGGUGCAACUGCAGCCGAUGAACCACCAGUAUGCGUCUACCAUAAAGUACUGCUCGAACAACACCAUCCUCAGUCCAUCUGACUACCAAUUGCUGACCAACCACGGCGUGGAGCAGCAACAGCAACAGCAGCAGGUGCAACAGCCUCCACAGCAGCUCCAGCAUUCGCCAAGUGGUGCAUACCUGCCGCAGAUCUCCACCUCGCCUUCGCAGGUGAUCAGCAAUGCCCAUGGGAUACAUGCCUUAAACUACUCCGGCUCGAGCUCUUCGCCUGCUAAGUCCCUGAACGGCUCCGACUCCUCGCCACCCAGCCAGAGUGCCCAGGGAAGUAAGGGAUCGGGCGGUGGAGGUGGCUCCAGUAACCAGGAUACGCCCAGCACUCCAGACACCACCAAGAAGUCAGGCACCCGGCGGCCCGAGAAACCCGCCCUCAGCUAUAUCAAUAUGAUUGGACAUGCGAUCAAGGAAUCGCCCACUGGGAAGCUAACGCUCGCCGAGAUCUAUGCUUAUUUGCAGAAGAGCUAUGAAUUCUUUCGAGGACCUUAUGUGGGCUGGAAGAACUCGGUGCGGCACAAUCUCAGCCUGAACGAGUGCUUCAAGAAACUGCCCAAAGGCAUGGGCGUAGGCAAGCCGGGAAAGGGGAACUACUGGACCAUCGACGAGAACUCGGCGCAUCUGUUCGAAGAUGAGGGCAGCCUGAGGCGUCGACCAAGGGGCUACCGCUCCAAGAUCAAGGUCAAAUAUCCCAAUCAUGCCAAUGGAUACUUUACUGGCAGUUACGGUGAUUCUGGAAUGGAUAACGCGAACUAUUACGCCUCGCCCGCGUUCGCCAGCUACGACUACGGUUCACCAGGAGCCAACGGAGUCUCACCGGCUGGUGGUCAAGGAUUCGGGGAUCCCUGGAACGCCCAUGCCGCCCACAGCGGCCCCUCUUCGGUGGGCAUGGGCGUGGGAGUGGGUCCCCUGCCCCAAUACUCCUGCCUGGCAGCUGGGGGAAAUCUCAAUGGAUCCGCCUCCACACCCCCACUGGCCCACUCCUCUUUGGGGACCCUGGCCCCCUCGGCACCCCCUUCAAGUUCGCCUCUGGGAUCGGCGGCGCUUCAAAGUGAUUAUGCGCCAACCGCGAGUCUCGUGGCCGCUGGCUAUUCCUAUGCAACAAGUGGCGGCAGCCUGGAAAACGGUAUCCGCUCGAUGUCCCUGGAGCAGUUGCCCGGAUUAUCCAGCAUUCAACAGGCUCAAGCCCAGGCCCAAGCUCAGGCGCAUCAUCAUCACCACCACCAUCAGCAUCACCAUCCAAACCACGGAUCAUCCAUUCACCAAAAUCACGCAUCCAUGACACCGCCGCCAUCGCAGUCCGGUGGCAACCAUGUGAUCGACCAUUCGCCCAUUGAUCGCAAACCGGUUUACCUGCCGCCCAUCACUCCGCCCCCCACUUCGCUUGCUCUGAAUGGAGGCGGUGGUUAUUACGAGAGCCUCAAGUACUCCAAUUAGGCACCCCAACUGGCCCAGCAUUCAUCAUAAUUACCUCAAAGGAUACAAUAAUCACGUUUAAUUAGGCUCUAAAGUAGUUGCA
This is a messenger RNA of Drosophila subpulchrella, 2194 nucleotides long. RefSeq names its product forkhead box protein biniou. Gene Ontology annotation, biological process: animal organ morphogenesis; regulation of transcription by RNA polymerase II. Lineage: Eukaryota; Metazoa; Arthropoda; Insecta; Diptera; Drosophilidae. The transcript is spliced from 4 exons. The coding region runs from base 124 to 2112 and encodes 662 amino acids. Gene Ontology annotation, molecular function: RNA polymerase II cis-regulatory region sequence-specific DNA binding; DNA-binding transcription factor activity, RNA polymerase II-specific. Gene Ontology annotation, cellular component: nucleus. The record is from RefSeq and is a predicted model, not a curated record.